This is a messenger RNA of Paramisgurnus dabryanus, 2441 nucleotides long. RefSeq lists its product as uncharacterized. The record is from RefSeq and is a predicted model, not a curated record. Gene Ontology annotation, biological process: B cell receptor signaling pathway; B cell differentiation; T cell costimulation. Lineage: Eukaryota; Metazoa; Chordata; Actinopteri; Cypriniformes; Cobitidae. Gene Ontology annotation, cellular component: B cell receptor complex; external side of plasma membrane.
UGGUUAAGAGUGAAAAGUCUUCUGCAUGGUUAUGCUUUCAGUUGUUUUACAGCGGGCUUAGGUGUGCUGUCAGUGUGAUGGAGGUUUUACAGCAUUCAUAUUUACAACUUCUAAAUAUACUUUUAUUGACUUUAUUGGAACUCAAAGCUGUGACGCAGACACCUUGCAAAAACGUUAAUGCUGGCAGCAUCAACUCUGCACAGGGUGAUAAUGUAUCUAUUUAUUGCAAUACCACAACCCUUCACUCAAAUACCUUUAACGUAAAACUACGCAGAACCAACCCAGAUGAAAUCGUCCUACAGUAUCCAAAUGCAGCAUCACAGCUUCACAGAUGGUCUGUAAGAACUGAUGCUGGACAUGUUAGACUUGAUCUUCAAAAUAUCACUUUAAGCGAUUCUGGCCGAUACGAAUGUGAGGUGCACAGUGGUUUAGAGUGUACCACAACUAAACUGUCACUGAGGGUCAAAGAGUGUAAAGUUAUGGACCCAAUUUGGACAACUGAAAAGUCUACAGUUACGCUACCCUGCUCUGAACAUCUAAACGUUGAGUGGGAAGUCAUUCAUGGUGACCAAUCAACAGAUGUAAACGAAUAUUCAUGCAAGCACUCAGACAGCAUAGACAGUGCACCAAAGCCUCUGUGUGAGAGACAAAUUACGAAGAAUGGAUCUCUCAUCAUACGUGAUGUGGUAAACACUGAUGCACAGUGGUAUCGGUGCAGAGUGAAUAAAAUGUGCUGCUAUGAUGUAAGGCUGCACGUUACAGGUCAUAAGACAUCUGAUUCAACAACAGCAGUGCAAGUAACAGUUCUCACAAAUGCAUCAGUCUCCACUGUUAGUCUUGCUGUCCAGAGUGAAGGCAAAGGGAGCUCGACUGCAGCAAUCUCUAUAGUAUCUCUGUGUGUCAUCAUAACCUUGAUCGUGUUUGGGAUUCUGUAUCUGAAAAAACGAAAGAGCAAAACCAGCCGCCAAAUUGAAUUUAACCGGAAUUCCUUAUAUUUUCUUCAGGAUUCUGUAUAUUACUCUCAGAUUUCAGAUGGGCUUCAAUUCCCACUAUAUUAUUUGUUGGACAAUAAUACAGAUGCAAUGACUACCUUUGUUCCUGAACAAACAGAAGCGACUGCAUAUGGAAAUGUUGACCAACCUGUAACAAAAUGCAGUUGUUAAUGUUUUCACUUGUUUUAUUUUGACAUUCAAAUCUCUUUGUGCACUUUAACUUCUGACUUACUAAUGCUAUGCCAUCUUUCACAAGCUGUAAUAAAGAAUAAAAAUCUGUCUGGCCAGAUCGCUUUGUAAUGCCUUUAAAGUGGCAUCUGAAAACAAAUUGUUGUUUUCCUUUCAGCCGUGAUGAAACCAACUAUGUAGCUUUGGUCACUACCAAAAAUUCUUUCAUGAAACAAUGUGCAAACAUUUCUUUAAAUCUUCUCAAAAUCCACACCCUAAACACACACAUACUGUAAGCCAGUACUAAUCCUUCCCAUUUUAUUAUUGCUUAAUAUCAAUUGUCACACCAAUUUACUUUUGAAGCUUAGCUAUUUUAAAAGUAAAGGUUAAAGGUUUAUCAGUAUGUAUUGUCAUUCUUCAGGGAAUUUUUUUGAGUGAUGUUACUAUAAAUACUAUUCAGGUGUUACAGUAUUAUGAAUGACACGCAUAUCACAAGAUUAAAUUGCUCAUUGCUCAAGCUCAUGAGUACAUGUGCACAGACAAUUUAUGGAAUUGAAAUCAUUUGAUUAUUAGCAUGCAGAAAAGCAAUUGUUUACUUUAAAUGUCAUUUUCUUUGCUUAAUUCUGGAAUUCUUUCAAACACAAUCUUAUUUUCUCGACCGCUUCUCUAAAUUUUGUAGUCCCACACAGCUACAGCCGAAGACCUUGACGCUACAACUACAUUGUGUCUUUUUCUAUUUGAACAGCUACAUUUUUGUGAGAGUUUUCUUGCCUUUUUCUAUAAUCUAUUUCUAAACCACCUCACUACAGAAUGUGUAAACAUACAGUAUUACAAAACUACAGUAUUACAUUUUCCCCCUGAGCUAUGACUGUACUAAAAAUUUAAUACCAGUAUCUGGUUUGGGUUGCAAGUAAUGUAAGCAUGACAAAUCUGUAGUUUCAGUGUGUGCACAAGAAGUAUAGAUCAGAUUCUAUAGGCUAAGACAUCUGAGAAAUGAUUCAUAUGAGACUGAUUAAGCCACACAAGUCAAAUUUUAUACUUUAUAUUUCACAUUUAUAACAUUUAGGGGUGGUUUCGCAAACAGGGAUAGGCCUCAGUUUAAUUAGGAAAUAUAAAUAGUUUUAACAAACAUGCCUUACUAAAAACAUUAUUUGAGGCAAAACAAAUGGCACUGAUGUAUUUUAAGAUAUGUCAGUGCAGGUUGUUUUUAGUUUGGACAGCUCUUAUAUUUAUUUUAGACUCGUCUAAUCUCUGUCUGGGAAACCACCUCAUAAUGUUUUA